AUGCUCCAAAUCCGACCCCAAUCCAGCAUCAAGGAGCAUUGCUUCCAGCUGCGGCUGCGCUGGCCCGACAGUCCCGCGCGUCUCGUGUGUCGCGAGGUGGACUAUUACAACGAGCUCAUCGCGCACGGCCGCAAGACCCAAGCCCCAUUCCCGUACCACCUGGCGGACUACAUCUGCCGUGUGCUGCGCAUCUCCCCCUUCCGCUACUAUAGCGACCUGCUGCUCGACGUCAUGAAGCAAGAGAAGUCCUACGACACAAUUCCCAACUUCACAGCAGCGGAUGCACUGAGGGAGACGGGCAUCGGGCGCAACCAGUUUAUUGACAUCAUGAACCGCGCCCGCGCCAAGCUGAUGUGGAGGGUGAACCGCGGAAUAGUGAAGGACAUGCUGCCAUUGGAGCCAGUGCCCUUCCCCAUCCAGCCCUGGUGGCUCGUCUGCGUCGUCAACCUCACUGCUGACGAGUACAGAAGGCUGACAGAGGAUGAGCUGAGUGUGAUAGAGCGCGGCGGGCACGAGGGAGACUGCAUGGCGGGCGAGUUUGACGACGACCUCGUGCGCGCGCUGCACUGCAAGGGGCUUGUCUACCUUGACGUCCCCGUCUACCCCAACGACCGCUUCCGUGUGUCAUCGCUGGAGGGCUUUGUGUCCAACAGGAACCAGCAAGGCGAGGACGCUUCUGAAAAGUACCUUUCGGUGUUACCGCAGCCCAUCUGCACAGUCAGUGCUAUAUAUGAGAACACCUCCAUCCGCUCAGUGACUGAAGCUUCUCUCUCCUCCUUCCUUCCCCACUGCCCCAGGCUGCUCUACUCUCUCUUCGUCACAGCCAGCGAGCAGGCGACAGUGCACGAGAUGGCACUCACCCUCCAAGCGGACGUGCGGCAGCUAGGAGCCGCCAUCUCCCUCGCAUGCCGCCUGGGGUGGGCGGAGAAGGUCCUGGACCUGCACUCGCUCCUGGACCACAUGGACAUGGGGGGGGACGCGGACACCAGCGAUGGGGGCCUCGGCACUGAGGGGUUCGGUGCUGGAGACGGGGGGUUGGGCGAGAGCUCUGAGGUGCCUCAAAAGGCGCUCAUGGUGGAUGCCAACCUCACGUCCGUCCUUCCUCAUGAUGGGCUCCUUCUCCUAUGGACCCCGCUUCCCUACCCCUCCCUUGUGCCCCUGCCCCUCUCAGAGCUGAAGCAGCAUGCAGUGACGCUGUUUGAGGGGGGAAAGCUGUCAGAAAGGAGUGUGGCAGAGCUGUGUGGGGAGCUGAGAGCGGUGGAGAAGACAAGACACAGCUGGAGGGCGAGCUGCAGAGAUGCUUUUGACUCGACUCAAAGGCAGAGCUCCCUUUCAUGCCGACUGUCCAUGUCCCCCACAGAGCUGAAGCAACACGCAGUGACUCUGUUUGAAGCAGGCAAGCUGUCAGAAAGGAGUGUGGCGGAGCUGUGUGGGGAGCUGAGGGCCGUGGAGGAGACACAGCUGGAGGGCGAGUUGCAGAAGUUCAAACUAAAGCAGCACGCGGUGACUCUGUUUGAAGCAGGAAAACUCUCAGAGCGCAGUGUAGCAGAGCUGUGUGGGGAGCUGCGAGCGGUAGAGAAGACACAGCUGGAGGGCGAGCUGCAGAAGUUCACGGACCACGCCUUCAGCCUCCGAUACGCCCUCUCCUGCCUCCGCACCGGCACCAUUGACAUCACCUCCGCCCUCCUCACCCCCCGCCCUGCUUCUUCUGCUGCCGCCGCCGCCACUGCAGCAGCUAUCGCACCGCCCCAUCCUGCCCCUCGCUCUUCACCCUCUAGUCAGCCCAGUGCUGCCAGUGACCCUCCAGGCUCUUCGGAAUCUGCACAGGGGGCGGCUGUGGGGGCUGCUGCUGCAGAUGCGCCUGCCCCGGAUGACACCUGGUCCACGCGCAGUGUGGCUGACUCUGCCUCUACUGUCGACCCCUCAGACCUCCCCCUCCCCAUCCCCUCCCACCUCGUCGCCUCCUCCUCCUCCCAGUCCCUCCCUGACUCUGUCAGCGCAUCGCAACCCACCUCUUCACAUGCCGACUCUGCAACCGCACCUGAUGGUGUUUCAGGCAGCAGUGCGGCAGGCUCGGAGGGGUCUCAGCUGCAGGAGAAGCCGCUGCACCCACGGGCUGCGUCGUACCCGGCACUGGCAGCAGCAGACGCAGGCGACGAUGACGGCUCCUCUUCUCCUGCUGCCCCGCCCCCUCCCGCUGCAGCCACAUUACCACCAUUACCACCAUCAUCCUCAUCUUCCUCAGCAGCAGCAGCAAUGUCUAACCGAGCCACGUUCAACCGGGUGGAAGUGCUGCGAACAGAGAGCCUACAGGGCCUAGCACCCGCCACGCUGCACCGUCUCUUGCGCCGCGACUUUGACCUCGUCGUCUCCAUCGUCCCCCUCCCCAAGCCCCUCAACGCAGUCGUCCCUGACGGCUCCGGCCCCGCCCACUUCGGCCCACCCGCCCCCGCCUUCCUCUCCCCUUGGGCAAAGCUGUUCCUCUACGCGAAAACGGCCUCUGGUCCGGUUUCUGUGGUGCUGAUGAGGGGGCUGAGGCUGAGGUUGCUGCCGCCGCCGCUGGUGACGUGUGACAAGGCGUUGGUGUGGACGUGGGAUGGGAUGGGGGUCGGGGGAGUGGGGGCGAAGAGUGAAGGGUCGCUGGUGCCUGGGACCGUGCUGCUGCAUGUGGUGAACAGCUUGCUGAGGCACUCUGCUGUGAUGAUCCAGCCUCUGGCCGCCCCGCCUGCUCCUGCUCCUGGUUUCUCCCGCACUGGGUCGAACUCAGCUGUGAGAGCAGCAGGGGGAGGGGGAGGGGGAGCGGAGGGAGGGUUGUGGGGUGCGGAUGGGGCAGUGGAGGGGGUGGGGGAGGGCGUGGGGUGUCUCACUGAGGAAGGGGAGCCGGAUAUUGCCACAGUUGCUCUCCCUCUGCCCCCUCGCUCUCGGCCUGACCCCAGUGAGGCUCGAGCAACUGAUGGGGCGUUGUCACAGCCGCAGAAGCCGCAGGGAGGGGGGAGAUCAUUAGGAAGGACGAGGCUGGGGGGUACUGAAACUGCUGGGGAAGCGGUGGGUGGUGCAGCAGGGGGCGACGAGGGACGCAGGAGUGAGGGAGUUGAGGGCGAGGGGGUAAGUGAUAGCACUGGUGGUGAUGGCGGUGAUGGCGCAGGGGCAGUGGUGCAGGGAGCGGGGCAGCAGAGGGAGGAGGAGGAGUCGCCAAUUGUGGCAGCAGCCAGGCGAGCAGCAGAGGUGCUGGCUGUGGAUGCUGUGGGGUUCGUUAGAGUCAUCCGAACAGAGGCAGGGGAGGACGAGGACGAGGAGGAUGAAGAAGGUGGGGGUGCUGCUGGCACUGGCACGGCCAGUGGAAAAGGGAGCUUGAGAAUAGACGUCAGUGAAGGAGACGGGGCAGCAGUAGGCGCCGGGGGACUCUCACAGACGCAGCAGCAGCAGCGGCAGCAGGGGGAGUGGGUGGCACACAGCGUAGAGUUCGGCAUCCCCCUCUUCGACACGCAGCUGUGCUGCCAGGUGUGCGACGCCGUGGUCGCUCACAGCAUGCUCACCCCGCCACAGCUCGCCUCGCAGCGCCGCUCCACCCUUUCCCUGCGCUCCGCCCUCCGGGAGUUCAUUUCUGACUACCGCCAGCACGGACCUGUCUCCCGGGCUGUCUACACCGGGAAUGUGGCUCUCCUGCGGUCCACCUCUAGACGUUGGUCUGCUUCUUUCGCCGCCUCCACUGCUGCUGCGUCUCCCUUCUCGGUGCUGCUUCCCAGACGGACUGUCAGGCACGUGCCGCCGUCGCCGUCGGGGAGGGGAGCAGGGGAGAGGGGUGGGGGGCGGGGAGGAGGGAGGAGAGGGGAGAUUGGGGGGGUGAUUGCGGCGGCAGUGGCAGCAGUGGAUGUGGAGAAGGGAGGGGGGAGGAGGGCGGGGGACAGGAGGGGGAGGAUGGGGCAGAAGCACCGGCUGAGCCGAAACUUUUCAGAGUUUUGGUACCUGCCCGAGAACCAAGCUCCCAGCUUUGCAGCCACUCAAGAUGAUCACCAGGACCCCUAUGCGCAAUCAAAUCGCGAUCCAAGCUUCACAUCAGAGGAGGAAGAGGACGAUCUCUCCCGCCCGGCGUACCCCGGAGUGAAUAUGAUCUUUGAUGGCCACCUGCUUCUGCCCAUCGAUCUCUCAACCUAUCUGCACGGGCGGCAAGCGUCGACUCUUGUGGCCCGUGCAACCUCGAUGUCUCAGCAAUCCAUCAUGUGGUGA
This is a messenger RNA of Closterium sp. NIES-65, 4227 nucleotides long. The record is from the annotation of a GenBank genome assembly. Lineage: Eukaryota; Viridiplantae; Streptophyta; Zygnematophyceae; Desmidiales; Closteriaceae.